Messenger RNA from Owenia fusiformis, 1036 nucleotides. Lineage: Eukaryota; Metazoa; Annelida; Polychaeta; Sabellida; Oweniidae. The record is from the annotation of a GenBank genome assembly.
UAGGUCCAUAACGCAUCACCCAGUUCUAUGUCAUCAAAUAAGUUUGUCUUAGGGAAAAUAAUAUAGAAAAGAAAAUGGCAUAUUGGGCAAGGAUCUUUGCACUUUUUGGAUUCUGUAUCUCUAAUUCUACAUGUCCAUACGUGGAUAUGAGUCAUGAAUUAUUUACCGGACUUCCACAGUACCCUGGAGACAACCCUUUCACAUUAAAAACCGUACAUAGAGGGCCUUUCCUGGAUAAUCCGUUUAUUAUCAUGUAUGACUUUGAGAUGCCAGAACAUAGUGGUUCACACAUAGACGCCCCAUACCACUUCUUUGAAUCGGGAUGGAAAGUGAACGAGAUUCCACUUGAACGCCUAGUUGGGCCAGCGGUUGUCCUUGAUAUUCGGGAAAAGGUGAACAAAACCCCAUCCGAUGAAGACACAACAGUAGAUAUCGCCGACGCCGAAGCAUGGGAGAGAAAAUAUGGUAGAAUUCCUAAUGGUGCUAUUGUUUUAAUGAACUCUGGCAAUGGUAAAAACUGGCCGAAUGUCACAGCGUAUAUUGGCACAGAAGAGCACGGCGAUAUCACGAAACUGCGAUUCGCGGGAUUCAGUCCAGAAUUGGCAGAAUGGCUUGUCAAAGAGCGUAAUAUCAUUGGUAUUGGCUCGGAUGCAUUGAGUUUUGACCGUGGGAGUUCGUAUGUGAAUUACAGCGUGCACAAUAUUAUAUCCCCACAAAAUAUUUGGGGCUUGGAAAAUGUUGCCAAUCUUGACCUGAUCCCUGAAGAUGGGGCUACAGUGUACGUCAUGCCAUUAAAGAUACGUGGCGGAUCAGGAAGUCCAGCUAGAAUCUUUGCUAAGUGGAACAAAAGGAAACUUCUGAAGCGGAGAGAGUCAAGGAAAUGAGUUAUCUGUUGAUGAAGUGGGAAUGGUCUUUGAUAUUUAAUCCAGUUGUAGUGGCUGAACAUGACGAAACUAAAAUUCAAGUCUGAUUUAUUCUUUUUGAAUGGUCUGAAUAUGCAAAUCAAUAAAUUCAAAACAGUUAUUUCUCAAAACAA